This is a messenger RNA of Trichechus manatus latirostris (Florida manatee), 2680 nucleotides long. It is a transcript of the gene ZFYVE28, whose product is annotated as zinc finger FYVE-type containing 28. NCBI's taxonomy places the organism in Eukaryota, Metazoa, Chordata, Mammalia, Sirenia, Trichechidae. The coding region runs from base 167 to 2680 and encodes 837 amino acids. Gene Ontology annotation, molecular function: metal ion binding. The transcript has 12 exons. Gene Ontology annotation, biological process: negative regulation of epidermal growth factor-activated receptor activity. The record is from RefSeq and is a predicted model, not a curated record. Gene Ontology annotation, cellular component: early endosome membrane.
AGACCCGCAGCUGCUCGCCCAGUUCUACUACGCCGACGAGGAGCUGAACCAGGUGGCGGCGGAGCUGGACAGCCUGGACGGGCGGAAGGACCCGCAGAGGUGCACACUGCUGGUUAGCCAGUUUCGCUCCUGCCAGGACAACGUACUGAACAUUAUUAACCAGAUCAUGGACGAGUGCAUCCCCCAGGACCGGGCCCCGCGGGACUUCUGCGUCAAGUUCCCCGAGGAGAUCCGGCACGACAACCUGGCUGGCCAGCUGUGGUUCGGAGCCGAGUGCCUGGCCGCCGGCUCCAUCAUCAUGAACCGCGAGCUGGAGAGCAUGGCCAUGCGGCCGCUGGCCAAGGAGCUGACCCACAGCCUGGAGGACGUGCGGAGCGCCCUGCGCGACCAGGCACUGCGCGACCUCAACGCCUACACGGAGAAGAUGCGGGAGGUGCUGCGCCACUUCGACGUCCUGUUCGCGGAGUUCGAGCUGAGCUACGUCUCGGCCAUGGUGCCUGUGAAGUCCCCCCGGGAAUACUACAUGCAGCAGGAGGUCAUUGUCCUGUUCUGCGAGACGGUGGAGAGAGCCCUGGACUUCGGUUACCUCACCCAGGACAUGAUUGAUGACUACGAGCCGGCCCUCAUGUUCACCAUCCCCAGGCUGGCCAUUGUGUGUGGCCUCGUGGUGUACGCAGAUGGACCGUUGAACCUGGACCGUAAGGCGGAGGACAUGUCUGAACUCUUCCGGCCCUUCCAUACGUUGCUGCGGAAAAUAAGAGACUUGCUGCAAACCCUCACGGACGAGGAGCUGCACACGCUGGAGCGGAACCUCUGCAUUUCCCAGGAUGUGGAGUUCCCCAUCCGGGCAGAUGUCCAGGUGCCCGCCGCCCUGACGCCCGCCUUCCCCACUCCCCUGCCCCCUGAAGAGCCGCUGUCCACUAAGGCCAAGGACCCGGACACAGAGCUGGCCUGCUCCAUGCAGUAUGACGACCAGGAGCUGGAGCAACUCAACCGCAUGGUGCACCGGGCAGGGGAUGAGAUGUCAUCCCUCCUGUCUCCGCCUAGCGCCUGCCAGUCCCCUGCUCACAGGCUGGGGGCCGAGGGCAGCCCCCAUGGGGAGGCCUCUCCUGCCAGGGUGCAGCUGGAACAGGGGAGCGACGAGGAGAGGGUGUUCUUCAUGGACGACGUGGAGGGGGCGGGAGAGGCUCCCAGCAGCCCCUUCAGGUGGGCAGGCAGCACCUGUGCCCACCCCCAGGAGAGAGGGCAGGUUGGGGAGAGCGGAGAGGCAGGGCCCAGUGGGCCAUCAGUGGAAAAGGACGAGGACUCAUGCAAUAACAACAUCCCAGGUGACAAAAUGCAGGUGGUGAGCCUCUUGGGCGCCAACUCCUGCAGCUGCCUGGAUGCCCAGCUGUCCCUGGACGGCUGGGAGGCCAGCGCCGAUGAUGCCGAGACAGCUGAGAUGAUCGCCCACCGGACGGGGGGCAUGAAGCUCUCAGCCACGGUCAUCUUCAACCCUAAGUCACCGACGUCCUUGGACUCGGCCGUCAUCGCCCCGGAAGCUCCACGCAGCAUGGUUUCCCCCCUGGACCCCGCCAUGACGAAGGUGGACACGGAGCCCCGCAAACUCAGCCCAGCCGCCACCAACGGCCUCAUUAACUCGUGCGUGUGCUGCGGGAGCUGCGGGGACAGCAGGGACGAGGCCAUCGAGAGUGUUCAGAAGUGCCACCCUGGGAACAUCAUCAAGGCCUCUCAUGCAGGCCUGGUCAAGGCCAGCGACAAGGGUCCUGGGGACAGACUGGAGAAGGGCCCGCCUGCCCUGGAGGAGCUGCCCGUGGGCGCCGCGGCCCCUCUGCCCCUGGAAGACACCCCCAAUGGGCGGGAGCCCAAAGUCCCUUCUUCCUCCCAGGGCCUGGCGAACACCGCGGGGUCCCAGGUGGACCCUGGAGGUGGGUCGCCAGGUGAGGGUGACGUCGGACAUCAGCAGGAGGGUGAGGACAGGACGCAGGACCCUGGGAAGGAGGCCAGGGAGGAGAGUCAGCGAGAGCCAACGGCCCAGGAGGAAGGCCAGUGCCGGCCCGGCUCCAGAGACUCCACAGUGGCCUCCUGCUCCUCAGACAAGGCCAGGACUGAGGCAGCCCCCGUGGUCCCACACGCUGCCCCCGUGGCCACGAGGGAAAAGAUCCGAUCCCGGUUCCACAGCAGCCAUGACCUGAUCCACCGCCUCUUCGUCUGUAUAUCCGGUGUGGCUGACCAGCUGCAGACCAACUAUGCCAGCGACCUCAGAAGUAUCCUCAAGACACUGUUUGAGGUCAUGGCUACCAAGCCGGAAACGGACGACAAAGAGAAGCUGAAGAAGGUCACCCAGACCCUGCGGAGCGCGGCCCUGGAGGACUGCGCCCUGUGCCAGGAGACCCUGUCGUCCUCCGAGCUCGCAGCCAAGGCCCGGGACGGGGACUUCGAAGACCCCCCCGAGUGGGUGCCGGACGAGGCCUGCGGCUUGUGCACCACAUGCAAAGCACCCUUCACCGUCAUUCGCCGGAAGCACCACUGUCGGAGCUGUGGGAAGAUCUUCUGCUCCCGCUGCUCCUCGCACUCAGCGCCGCUGCCGCGCUACGGGCAGAUGAAGCCGGUCCGCGUGUGCACACACUGCUACAUGUUCCACGUCACACCCUUCUACAGCGACAAGGCGGGCAUCUGA